GCCAAUAAUAAACCAGUAUUCCAUUCAGUGGUAGUCUGGCAGAAUGGCGAUUAACAUGGGGCUCACGCUGUAUCAUCUCUUAUUUCUUGUGUCAGCAGUUUACUGGACCCUAUCACAGGAACAAGAUAUGAGUUCGGAAAAUAUUAAUGAAAUUCUGGAUAGGUUAAUACAACAGACCAAACCAAAUGAAAGUGGUAUUGUACCAGAUAUAGUGGACACUGUCAAUCCUAGCGUUGAAACACCGCCAGGCAAUGAGUCAAAUAUUUAUUAUUUUAAAACAUUUAUGGCACCACGAAUUAAUUUCAAGUCAAAUGGUGAAAUAAUACAAGGUUCCCAAGAGUCAAAUAUAAGUAGUCUUGAAGCCGCAGAAGGUACCGAACUGACUACAGGAGAAGAAUCUUCACGACACACAAGCAAAGUAGUAACCAAAUCUUUCAUUGAAAUUGAACAUCAGAAACAAACUAUGCCGAGACAACUAUAUGGAGGUAACACAGAAGUGAAAUCUGGAAACGGGAAUACCACGUCAAUAGAACAUUCAAUAAAGAAAGAAUUUAUGUUAGAUUUAAAUGCAGCCAACCACAAUAGGAAAAGUCAACAAAAUGAUCAUUUCAACUUGUUACAUCAAUACCCUGAGAUCAUCAUUGACCAUGUGACCUACGACGACGAUGAACAAACUAAUGAUAGCAAGCCAGUCACCCCUACAGUUAAUACCCAGCAUGUACAAGAAAUCCCUCCAAAACUUACUUUAAGAACGCGACAUAGCAACUCAGACGAAAAUAUUGAAACCCCUAUACGCGAUCCGACGGAACAUUCUGGUACAAAUCAUUAUUUAACACCCGAAAUUAAACACUUAAUCGAUACCAUUAUACAAAAAAAGGUAACGCAUGAUAAUCUUUUUAGACAAGAUACGGAGAGCGAGACCCGUAAACAAAGCAAACUUCUGGAAAAGAUACUACAAAAGCUGCCUGAAAUGAAAUUAAUGGGUAAUAAUGGUAAAGAAAACUACUUACGUCAGCGAGAACUUGCCCACCCUCCAGAAAUUGAUACAUUGUCACAUUUUGGUCACCCAGCAGAUAGUUUAGUGCAUAGAAAUGUAGGUAAUCAUUUUAGAAAACCAUAUUUGCAUGCACCGCAUAUGAUUAAUAAAUGGGAAAUACACAGCCGCUUGUUGAAGACAUUGUUGCGAACGUGUAGACCUAAUGGCCUUAACCAUGUUCGACUCAUAGCUGAACUGAUUGACAGGAUUAUAUCCAACAUCGACUACAGAUCUGCAUGCUACGAUUUAUUUAAGUAAUAAAGAAGUGUUAACAGGACAGUGUGUUUGUAAUUAUAAUUUCGGUGCCUAAAUUCCGUUUGUUUAUAAUCAGUCACCGGCAGCUAGUUAGCGAAGUUGCGACUCGGAAACACAAAGAAGCUAUCCGCAAUUCGUAGUCUAACUAGUGAACAGCGUGCAAACACGAUCAAACCGAAGUCCAAACUGCGCUCAAAGAUCUAGUUAGCUGCGGGGAUGAUCCACUGUUCAUUGCCAUGUUUGUUAUUUGCUGACGUGGUUAAGAACAGUGUAUCUGGCAAUGAGUGCACAACACUACUGCUGAAGGAGGUGUAAAUCUCUUGUUUAUUGUGUAGAUAUCUGAUCCCUGAGGAUCUAAUGAAAUCUAAAU
Molecule: messenger RNA, 1661 nt
Organism: Spodoptera frugiperda (fall armyworm)
Lineage: Eukaryota; Metazoa; Arthropoda; Insecta; Lepidoptera; Noctuidae
Exons: 2
Coding region: 44-1294 (416 amino acids)
Source: RefSeq, a predicted model, not a curated record